UCGCUUACUCCUCGGUGGUUUAUCCCGUGGUAUGAAUUAAUCAUUGACGAGUACGACCAGCUAGGGAGCGGUGGCUUUGGGAGUGUCUUCAGAGCGAAGUGGCUGGAUUCUGAUGUUGUGGUGAAACUCUUGUUAAGUUCUGGAGACCAUUCUACAAGUUUUAGACAUGAAGUAGACAUUUGGUUCGGGUUUAGUCACCCCCACGUCGUUCGGCUCUUCGGGGCUUGCCACGUUGGCAAACCGUUGUUCGUGUGUGAGUACGCCACGAACGGGACGUUGGUCAGCUAUCUAAAGAAACACCCCGACGAGGUCUGGUCGAAAUUGUAUGAAGCUGCCCUAGGCGUUCAGUACCUUCAUGCGCGCGGUGUCGUUCACGGGGACCUUAAAGGGAAUAAUAUUGUGAUCGGGAGCGAUCGGAAGGCCAAGGUGACGGACUUUGGUCUGAGCGCGAUGACCAACGACGGCGCGGAUUCAAAAAUCUCUGGUGCUUCGCACUGGGUGGCCCCGGAGUGCUUCAUUCAUGAGCGUGCACGCCCAACCUUUGCGUCCGACAUUUACUCUCUCGGUAUGUGCGUUGUGGAGGCUCUGCGGGUCGUCGAGGCCGGCGAAGACAACACGAAAGCUUGCCUACCAUGGGGUUUUCUCGACAACUUCGUCGCGAAAUAUCACGUAACGCAACGUGCAUUGCCUCCAAGACCACUUUGUACGGACGAGCAAUGGGAGCUGGUGCAGCGAAUGUGCGCUUUCGAGCCGAGCAAACGGAUCAAGAUUUCGACUGUGGUAGGCGAACUGGCAAAAAUGGCCAAUAUUCACCUCUCGGCUAACAUGUCGAUUGAGCCUGUGAAUCCUAAAUCUGUUGCAGAAAUGAUCACUGCGGCCCGGACUCUGUUAGCCAAACUACAAGACGACAAGGAACAAGAAGGAUCCGUGUUCUCCUUGUACAGCUCCCUGUGGGAUGGGCUCGCCCAGGUACACAACCAGUGUGGAAAUUUGCAAAGUUCUACAGAUCUCGCGGAUUUUUACUCCCUCGUUCGUGAAGCGUACGAGGGCACGAAAAUGUUGCGAGACCCAACGACAAGUCUGAUAUCACUGGCGGAGACUGUGCUGCAGUGCUACGCGUUGCAACGUCGGUUGAUUAAGCUGUUGGAAGCAAACUUCCUCCCGCUGCGCGGUCAAGACAGUGCAGCAAGUUCCGAUUCCAAAUGA
This is a messenger RNA of Phytophthora sojae, 1206 nucleotides long. RefSeq lists its product as hypothetical. The transcript has 2 exons. Gene Ontology annotation, biological process: protein phosphorylation. The annotation marks the transcript as partial. The record is from RefSeq and is a predicted model, not a curated record. NCBI's taxonomy places the organism in Eukaryota, Oomycota, Peronosporomycetes, Peronosporales, Peronosporaceae. Gene Ontology annotation, molecular function: protein kinase activity; ATP binding.